Molecule: messenger RNA, 3682 nt
Organism: Neoarius graeffei (lesser salmon catfish)
Lineage: Eukaryota; Metazoa; Chordata; Actinopteri; Siluriformes; Ariidae
Gene: ggt5b
Product: gamma-glutamyltransferase 5b
Exons: 13
Coding region: 30-1703 (557 amino acids)
Biological process (GO): glutathione catabolic process; inflammatory response; leukotriene D4 biosynthetic process
Cellular component (GO): plasma membrane
Molecular function (GO): leukotriene-C(4) hydrolase activity; glutathione gamma-glutamate hydrolase
Source: RefSeq, a predicted model, not a curated record
GGCUUGGGCUGCCUUUAUUGCUGCGCGUCAUGUCGAAGUCGAAGCCCAGAUUCGCGUGCAUCGUGUUUGCCUGUAUCAUUGGCACGGCUUCGCUAAUCUGCGUGUGCGUCCUGCUGCUCAUGCGGCGACGUUCAUGCUGCGAGGAGGACGACGGGGUCUUCACGCACGCUUCAGUCGCGGCCGAUUCUCAGACUUGUUCGGACAUUGGAAGGGAUGUUCUGUUAGAAGGUGGCUCGGCAGUAGACGCUGCUAUUUCUGCGCUGCUAUGUACAUCGUUAAUUAAUCCUCAGAGCAUGGGACUUGGAGGAGGCUCCAUCUUCACCAUCAUGGACAAAAACGGUGAUGUGAUGGUGAUCAACUCAAGAGAAAUGGCCCCUAAAGAUUUGACAGCAAACCUGCUGGACAAAUGUCCUACUAAGUUCACAUUUAAUCCACCCGGUCCAGAGUGGAUUGGUGUUCCAGGUGAGCUGCGUGGUUAUGCCGUUGCUCACUUAAAAUUCGGUAAACUGCCAUGGACUCGACUGUUCCAGCCCACCAUCAAACUGGCCAGAGAAGGCUUUCCUUUUCCCAAGUACCUCGGCAAACUUUUCAGAUACAAACCAGUAAAAACACUGGUUCAGAACACGUCACUGUGUCAAUUAUUUUGCCACAAGAAUAAAACCAUUCUCGGGCCAGGUGAUACAUUACGAUACCCAAAACUUGCUGACACUCUGGAAACAAUUGCACGAGAGGGGGCUGAUGCUUUUUAUAAUGGCAAAAUCGCACAAGACUUAAUCCAAGAUGUGAAGGCUGCAGGUGGAUUAUUGUCUUUAGAGGAUCUAAGCUCUUUUGGCGUGAUAGUAAAUAAAGCAUUAUCGGUUCCGUUGGGUGAUUUAACAAUGCAUUUCCCUCCUCCACCAUUUGGAGGCCCUCUCCUCAGCUUCAUCCUCAACGUCAUGCAGGGUUUUGGACUUUCUCCCUUGUCUGUGAAGGGUGAGGAGAGGAAACUGACACUUCAUCGCUACAUAGAAACACUAAAGUUUGCAAAUGGACAGAAGAAUAUCAGAGACCAACAGAAAACACACCAUCUGAUGGAUUCAGGCUUUGCUGAUCACAUCAGGUCAAUGAUCAGCAGCAGUCGUACAUAUCCAGCAUCUUACUACAAUGUCACCCCAUCCACUGAUCGAUUUGGGACAACGCAUGUUUCCGUUCUAGCAAAUGAUGGCUCAGCUGUUUCUGUCACCAGCACCAUCAAUCACCUGUUUGGAUCAAGCAUCUAUUCUCCUAAAACAGGGAUCAUACUGAACAACGAGCUGUCAGAUUUCUGCGGAAGAGCCAAUUCUAUCUCUGCAGGUGCUCAGCCCCCAUCCUCAAUGUCACCUGUUAUUAUCCACUCAAAGAACCGAGAGAAAGUUCUAGUCAUUGGAGGAUCCGGAGGUAGUCAGAUUAUCACUAGCAUGGCCACGGCAAUAAUGAACAAACUGUGGUUUGGGAUGAACCUAAAGGAUGCCAUCAAAGACAAAGUGGUUGUUGUCAACUCAGAUAAUUCAGUGUUCUUAGAGAAGGGAUUUGAUGAGUCGAUGAAGGCAGCCAUACGGUAUUUUCAACAUAAUAUAACAAAUGAUACCCUUUCUUUUCACCAUGUGAAUGGCAUAAUGAAAGAGGAUGGCUGCAUCACUGCUUUCUCUGAUGAAAGGAAAAAUGGAAAAGCAUCAGGUUACUGAUCACACUGGAGCAACAUCUCCUUCGAGACUCAACUCACAUUUUAACUUACAGCUCUUUAAUUUGACUGUAAAGGAUCUAGAUCAUACCUUGUCCAUAUUAUACUGUUAUACUGUCAAUGUCUGCCUACUACGUAUUCCUUAUAGUAGAGUGUUUAAUGUAAUGUAGCACUCUAAUACAGAGAACUGAGUUUAUAUAGUAUUUUACUGUAAAAUAACAUGACAAGGACAUGUUACAUGUAUUUUCAUUUAAUCAGUGAAUCUUAACUAUCUAGUUGUAACGCACAAGACCCAAAACAGGUUUAAGGAUCCAUCUGCUGGAGGUAGAUUAGGUGACAAUCUAAUAUAAAGUUCAAAAAUUAAGGUUAUCAGGAGGGCAUUUAUCAAACACAAUGUGCAAAUCCAGGAAGCAAAGGUCAAAAGAUAAAAUGCAAUGUGUACAAGGUUCAGAAUGUACUCACACUAAGAGUUGGCAAGACUUUGCAAUGGUUCUUAGAUAGAGUUUGCUUUACACUGUGUAAACAGAAAGGUUUUGCUACGUAGUUUAGUACUAGGAGAGAGGGACCUUUCCUGGCAGGGCAAGGAGGUAUAAUGUCCUGGGUUUAUGUCAUACUAAUACAGUAGGACAGUAACGCUAAUAAAAAUGACAUAUUACUGCAUAGUACCUCAAAUCACUGAGCAUGCCAGUUAUUGCCAUAGGAACAACUGACAAUUUUAUAACACAAAAUGGUCCCUCUAAGCCAGGGGUGUCCAAACUGAUCCAUAAAGGGCCGUGUGGCUGCAGGUUUUCAUUCCAGCCAUGCAGCAGCACACCUGAUUUGGCUUAUUCAAUCAACUGACACACCCACCCUUUAAACAAGGGUGGGUGUGGCUGCAAGUAUUUGACUGUGUGAAGACAGUUCAGUUGAUUGAAUGAGCCAAAUCAGGUGUGCUGCUGCAUGGCUGGAAUGAAAACCUGCAGCCACAUGGCCCUUUAUGGAUCAGUUUGGACACCCCUGCUCUAAGCCCCUCAUUUCACCGAGUACGAUCUGGAAAAACCGUGCGCAACUAUGAUCGCAGCUAUGUUUUCCCGUAGUCACGGGCAAAAUCCGUGCGACCUAAACCCAUUAUUUUCUGUGUACGCUCUAUGUUCGAUGUUAUCUCGUUCGACCUUCGAUGUGUAUGCUCUGCCUGCAUCCUAUACGCUCUGUAGACGCUUUACAUACACUCUACUUGCAUCUAUCCACUCGAUCUGAUGCGAUCUUAACACGACCAAGGCUCGUUCUGUUCAACCAAUCUGCGACAUAGCGUCGAUCUCUGCAAUAUAUCCUCGCAAGUGCGCGACCUCGGCCGAUCAAGGCUCAAUCUUGGCCGAUCUAGCUACGUACGAGUUGCAACGUACCCUCGAUCAAUAUGAUUUAGCCUGCGAUAUAAACAUUCUAGCCUCGCUCUGUAUGCUCAAUUCUCUAUCUUUUCUAGACAGAUUCUCGCCUGAGCUAUGCGCAAAUUUGUCAUGGUCGCCUGGAUUUGUGUGCGACCCACUGUGACCGUAUAAAAAGGCCCGGCGAUCGGUGGCCGACCAUCAGUUUUUGACCAGCCUCCGAAGGGACAACAUGGACCCAAUCGCUCUGCAUCAUGCUAUUGCGCCCUAUUUAUAUGACGUUCAGUAGGCGUAGCUUAAUCGGAUUAGGCGAAGAUAGGUCGCAACUUAAGCGAUGGUCGAUCUUUAUUGGUUGAAGUAGGUCGCACCUUAAUCCUCUUUAUGCGCCCUAUUUAUAUGACAUUCAGUACGCGUAGCUUUAAUAGGAUUAGGCGAAGGUAGGUCGCAACUUAAGCGAUGGUCGAUCUUUAUUGGUUGAAGUACAGGGAUGCAAACGGUGCGCCUUUUGGCGGAUGCCGCCUUUUUCACGGCUGAAUCGCGCAGAUCCAAUUUUUUUUUUAGGGGGGGCGUUGGAGUGUCUGAUUAUAAUUUCAUCAAAGUAAAUUCUGUAUAUAAGCAAAUG